Molecule: messenger RNA, 1236 nt
Organism: Pyricularia oryzae 70-15
Lineage: Eukaryota; Fungi; Ascomycota; Sordariomycetes; Magnaporthales; Pyriculariaceae
Exons: 1
Coding region: 1-1236 (411 amino acids)
Source: RefSeq, a predicted model, not a curated record
AUGCAACUCUCAAAUGUACUCAGACUCGUCGCUAUCGUGGCUGUCGGCGCCCCCGCGCUAGCCAAGCCCGUCAGCAUCCCAGACGAGACCAGCCUCGCUGCCCGCAACGUCGACCCUGCACACGGAGACGCCGCGCCCGUUACCGAACCCGUGAGCAGGGAUCCCAUCGAAGUUGCCCAGGAAGACGAGGAGGAGGUGAAGGAGGAGGAGAAGAAGCCCGAGGUCGUGGCACGCGACGUCAAAACCAGCAGUAGCAGCAGCAGCAGCACCCCAGCCCCAGCACAGCCCGAAAACCACGUCCGACGUGGCUUGUUCAGCUUUGCCAGCAAGCUUGCGAUCCCAGGACCCGUGGGCCUUGCCCUCAAGGGCGGCGCGCUACUGCAAAACGGACUCAAGCUGGCCCGGUUAGGAAAGGGCGCACGAGUCGCCAAGGCCGCUACGGUGCCCAAGACAGCUGCCAUGCGUGGGGGAAGCUUCUUCCGCAGACCGAUGCUGCGCAGACCAAUGCUGCGCAGACCAAUGAUGGGCGGACCGCCGAUGCGGGGAGGCUUACCGCCCGGUGCACCACCGCCGGGCGCAAUGAUGCGAGGAGGAGUUCCGCCACCCGGAGGCAUGGCACCGGGGGCAAUGAUGCGAGGAGGAGUCCCACCACCCGGAGGAGGCAUGGCACCAGGGACGAUGAUGCGCUCGGGACCGUUGCGCAGACCAAUGAUGCGCGAAGGCCCAAUGAACCCGCAGACGGCCGUCACGGGCGCAGCAGCAAUGGCACCGGGAGCCGCCGGCCAGGGCGUCGGCCAGGGGGCAGCGGGCUCCGCGGCGGCGAUGGGGGGCCAGGGGGCGGGUGGUGGAAUGGGCGGACCGAUCGCGGCUGGCAUGGCGGGAGGCGGCUUCCUGGGCGGUGCGGCCGCCGGAGCCACCCUGGCCGGCAGCAUGGGCAUCGGAAUCCCGAUGAACGCCGGCAACUGUCACUGCCUGCCGCCCAUGGGGCGCUCGUCAAUGAGGCUUCCGCAAAUGGGGCGUCGAGACCUCGAGAACCUCAAGCGCCGGCAGAUGGAGGGCCAAGGCGAAGGCGGAGGCCAAGAAGGAGGAGGAGAGUGCCCGCCCUGUCCUGAGGGCCACAGUCGCUUCUCCCUGUUCCCUCAUGGUCAACAGGGCGGCGGCAUGCUCCAACAAGCUCAACAGGGCGGUGGUAUGCCCCCGAUGCCCUUUAGGCCACAACAGCCUGGGAUGAUGUGA